Messenger RNA from Adineta steineri, 1365 nucleotides. The record is from the annotation of a GenBank genome assembly. NCBI's taxonomy places the organism in Eukaryota, Metazoa, Rotifera, Eurotatoria, Adinetida, Adinetidae.
AUGACAUCACUUUUAACUGUGAUCAUUCUUUUUACUAUUUUUCAUUAUACGCAAAGCACUGCCUACGAUAUUACUACUUCAACAUCGAACUGGCAAUCGAUUUUGACUAAUUUAAAAGCAGGUGAUAUUGCUACAAUUCAUUAUGGUAUCUAUACAACUUCUGGCUCUGGUUAUUUUCAGCUCACAUUAAAUGGUCUACUAACAGAACCCAUUAUUAUUCAAGGUGCACUCAAUGAGCUACGUCCUGUUAUUCAAUGUACACAAGCUGGCGCUAAUUCUCAAAAUAUUAUAAACAUUCAAGGUUCAAAUUUUAUGAUAAAAGGUAUUGCAUUUACUAAAGGUUCAAGAGGUGUACGUUUAGGACCAGCAGUUACAUCAAAUGCAAUUUUUGAUAAUAUCUAUAUUUACAAUACUACCGGAACAGGAUUUUCAGCAAAUGAUGUUGGAAAUGAAUAUAGUAAUAUAACUUUAAGAAAUAGUGAAAUUACUAAUACAGCUGCAUUGAGCGCUACAACAGGUGAAUGUAUUUAUCUUGGUUGUGAGAAUGAUGUAUGUCGAAUUCGAGACUCUAUCAUUGAUCACAAUUAUUGUCAUGAUACACUUGGUUCAGUAGGAGGAUCACGAGCGGGUUUUCAAGUUAAAACUGGCUCAUUUAAUAUUAAAAUUCUCAAUAAUGUUUGCUAUGAAACAGUUGGUCCUUGUAUUGUUGUUUAUGAUGAUUAUAAUCGUGGACGAAAUUUGAUUGAUGGUAAUAUUGCAAUUAAUGCUGGUACCGAUGAUCUCGGUAUACAAUGUACUUCAGGAGCAACAGUCACCAAUAAUAUUGUCAUCAAUGCAAAUCUUGCUGGAAUUGGCGUGCUACAAAAUUCCAUUUAUCCUGCGGUUGGCUACAUUCGAAAUAUAACCAUAAGUCAUAAUACUGUUUAUAUGUCACAAGCAGAUGCAUGCCUUCGUCUAAAUGGCUUAUCAAAUAAUAAUAUAUUAAUUUCAAACAAUGUACUGUAUUGUGAAAAUCAAAAAUCAAUCAAAUCUUCUGCGAACUUAGCUGGUUAUUCGAUUCUUAAUAAUGCUGUAAAUGGUAUUGUUGACGCUGCAGGUAUUCAAUCGGGUGGAAUAUUCAUAGUUGAUAAUACUAUCUUCUUGAAUAUUAACUCAUAUAAUUUUUAUCCAGCAGUGAAAUCUGCGUUAAUCGGUACCGGUAUAACUCUUAGUGAUCAACUUGUUGUUUAUGAUUUCAAUGGGCAAUUACGAUCUACAGUAACACCAACUGUUGGUGCUUAUGAAUAUUCGACAGCAACAAAUCCUGGUUGUCAAAUAACAAAUAAUUUUAAAUGUGGUUCAGCCACAGCUGCUAUAUCGGAUUGA